ACCUGGUGACUCAAUAAUCGGUCAUUUUGUUUAUAGAAUAAAACAGGCCCAAUAAGUUUGAUCUGCAUCUGCUGUUGGAGAGCAACAUGAACCCUAGCAUGGAAGAGCCUCGGGAGAGGACGGUCAGGUUGGUGGAUGGUCUUGAGAUAUUCACACCUCCGGCGGGUUCUGUUCGGUAUGGUAUUGGGAGAACUCAAGUUGAAAACACACCUGAAAGGCGUCACAUCUGGAGCAAAGCGAUGGAAUUUUUAGGGGAACCAAUUCCGGAUCAUAUUCUGAAGGAGCAGUCUUCUCUGCCUUAUGGAAAUCCCUCUCGGUGUCCGGAUGCAAUAAUUCCUGAAUUUCGGACUUUAGUCCGAGACCGGAUCUUUGAUGUUUUCGUAUGCCUCCGAGAUCUAAAGCUAGGAACACGAGUAGUCAAUGAUGCGUCAAAUGAGGACCUCAAAAAAGCGGCGCAAUGCUUUGAGCAGAAAUUGUACCAGACUUCCUCUCAGUCUAAAUAUACGGACAUGACAGUUGUGGCAUGGCGCUUAGCUAAGGAAGUAUCUCCUGUUGUAAAGAAAACACAAAAAGAUUAUGAAAACGAAAUUGAACGUUUGAAGAAUAUGCUUCAGGAAGUGAGGGCUAGCGACAACGAGGAAGUUGAGCGUUUGAAAAAGAGGAAGAAGAUUCAGAAAUUGAAGGCUAGAAAGUGCAGAGAGGAGUGUAAUUGCUUGAAAAAUAUAGUUCAAGAAAUUGAGGCUAGUUACAGAGAUGAGAUUGAAGGUUUGAGGAAGAUGAUACAGAAACUAGAUUCCAGUUGCAAAGAGGUGAAUGGACCCCUGAAGAAGAGGAAGAAGAUUCUGAAAUAGACUGUUAUAAAUAAAGGGAGGAGGAGAAGAAGAUUCUGAAUGUGGAAGGCUGAAGAAAAAUGAAGGUUAGAAAUUACUGUCAAAAUUUCUGAAGGCUAGAAACUGGUAAGUAUAAGAUUUUGAAGGUUGCUGAAGGCAAAACAAGUGUUUAAAAUAAGUUAUAUAUGAAUGAGGUUGUUGACGCCACCUUUCAUUGUUGUUGCCAUUGUAAAUUUGUAACUGCUAAUGCCACCGCCAUCAUUUACGAUGAAGUAUUCGUGUUUUGUUUAAAUCCAUAUGCUUUGAAUCCCUUUAACUAUUGAAAUCUGGAUUUAAAUUGAAUUGUUUAAAUCAAUUCAGGUCUUUUAA
Messenger RNA from Cuscuta campestris, 1199 nucleotides. NCBI's taxonomy places the organism in Eukaryota, Viridiplantae, Streptophyta, Magnoliopsida, Solanales, Convolvulaceae. The record is from the annotation of a GenBank genome assembly.